CGCAGAAUAUACACUCUUUGAACCAAGUUGUUAGCAUCUCUCUCUCCUUCUUUUUUCCUAUCGUUAUUGUCAAUAUCAAGACUUUCACUGGCUGAAAAGUUACACAUUCCUUAAAGUACCACUACACAGUCACACCAUGCAGUUUUCUACUAUGAUCGUCGCCCUCUUCGCAGGCGUUGCCCUUGCUGCUCCUUCUACUAUCGAAGCACGCCAGAGCACGAUUUGCAACGAAUGCCGUAAAGAGUGCUUUUUCAGCCCGGGGCCCGACGCCGUCUUCAAGAAGUGCCUGGACAGAUGCAACACCGACAUCGGAUGCAGUCUCACGCCUUGAUCACCGCAAGACAUCUGCGACCUCUUUUCAGGAUGGUCAACUGAAGUGUGACAGGCCGCAGCACACAUGCCCAUUGAGUAUGUGGCCAUGCCCCCGGCUGGGCUUCACUUUGUCUCGGUGGAACAUGGACACACACGCUUAGCCUGAGAUGCAUCCUAUUGUUUCUUUUACUGCCCUUGCUGCUUUUUAUCCUUUACUGUCAUUACCGUCCUGCUCCGCUGUUGCGUUGUGCGGCUCCACGACGCUGCUGUGGUAUUAGCAUAGCACCUAUCAGAGCGCACUAGAUCAAUUAGACAAAUGUUAGAAGGAUCAUUUGUAGACGGAUAGAACACAAUAGAUCAACUACUGUUUUCAGUUGGGGUUAUUCAACAACUCUUGUGAAUGUUGGCGCAGCGCUGCAAUCCCGGUUACUGACUCCACAGACGUUGUAACUGGACGGCUUACAGGUCUAGAAGACAACGUUCAUUCCACCUCAGAAACCCGAUGCUGGAAGUCAUUGCGCCAUCCCGAGUUUAUCAUUAAUAGCGGGUUAUCUUGCCUUUUUGUCGUCAUCCACGAAAGGGUUUGAUAACGGUUUCCCCACGACAUCCACAGUACAAGUUAUCAAGUUACCCUUCCGAUAACACCAACGGUCCGCAUUCCCCAGCGUUUAAGAACACUCACUCGGGGCUCCCUCUCUUCUACGGUGAGAAAAGGACCCUCUUUCGCGGGUAACGACUCUUGGAAUACCCGGAUGCGGGGUGAGUAGCAAGAGAGAAGUGGACUUCAGGAGAGAUACUUAUGUACAUAUGUGUGCUCGUUUGUCAGGACUCCAGGUACCCCGCUGUGCCAAUGCAAGCGCAUAGAGGGUCCACGAGAAUUGGGCGAUGGGCAUCGUGAACGGUGCACGUUGCCGUCUUUCAAGAGCAUGUGGACCGGGAGUGGUGGAGUUUGGGGAUGCCGAGCAGGCAGGACGACAGCGAUCUGGAAGUUUGACCGGGUUUUCAGGGUCUUGGAGCACAGUGUCAACUCGCAUCAGUCGUCCAUGUGGAGGUGCGCGUCGCGUGUCGGUGGUUGUAACUCGUCGAUCGGCCAUGCAGAGAGGUGUCAGGUGGUCGGUCACAUGAGGUUAGGCUUUUGAGGACUUGGUUUUCCUGGAUCCGAGGUUUGCGAUGUUGGACUGCAUCCGAAGUACGAUGUAGGUAUCUUACUGCGUAGAAGGCUUGGGGGGCGGAUUACAUUUGGUCCGGGGUAGAGGUAUCCCUGGGGAUGAACCCUCUCGAUGCCCGUUGACGGGUGGCCCCCUUCUUAC
Molecule: messenger RNA, 1622 nt
Organism: Colletotrichum destructivum
Lineage: Eukaryota; Fungi; Ascomycota; Sordariomycetes; Glomerellales; Glomerellaceae
Exons: 2
Coding region: 137-331 (64 amino acids)
Source: RefSeq, a predicted model, not a curated record